GGCUAGCGAUGGACGGGGGGAAGUUUUACAGCUUUGACAUACUGCCUAAAGGUUGUAGGGCAGGCGAAAUCCCCCCAAACCAGGUUGACCCUCCUCCAUCAGUGGCAGAUGGACAAUACGAGGAUGAACUCCUUCUUAGAGUAUGCAAUUUGUAACCGGGGGACCAGCGCCUACUCGCCCAAGGGCUACCAUCCUUCAGAGCCAGGGGCCACCUCUUUUCCUGCUUUCCCCACCAGUGACAGUCUGAAUGGAGACGGACGCUUUGUAGUGGCAGCGAGCGCGCCCCUGCCCAGCCAUGCUGCCCAGCAGAACCCAAGCUAUCCCCAGCCACACCCUGCGGGGCUCGGCCUCCCUUUCUCGGGCGCUGCCCAGGCCGGGUACCCACCCCAAGCCUGCAACCCCAGCUACGGGCAUCACCAGCUCUACCUCGGCCAGCAGGAUACGGAGGGCCUGUAUUUCCCCUCCCCGGGCUGCUCGGCCCCGACUGGAUCCAACCUCAGCUCUGGAGCAGACAGUUACUGCGCCGCCCUGCCCGGGGCUGGUCUGUGUCCACCCCACCCCUAUGGCCAGGAGCAGCAGGACUACGUGCAGGGACCUUACGGGCAACUUUCCUCGGCUUGGAGCCAGGACAGAAGUCACCCCUGCUUGCCCGAGCCCUGCCCCCCCACCAGCCUCGCGCAAACCUUCGACUGGAUGAAAGUGAAGAGGAAUCCCCCCAAAACAGCGAAAGGCUCCGACUAUGGACCGGUCGGGCCGCCCGGCGCCAUGCGGACCAGCUUCACCACCAAGCAGCUGACGGAGCUGGAGAAGGAGUUUCACUUUAACAAGUACCUCACCCGGGCCAGGCGGGUGGAGAUCGCCGCCACCUUGGACCUCAACGAAACCCAGGUGAAGAUCUGGUUCCAGAACCGGAGGAUGAAGCAGAAGAAACGGGAGAAGGAAGGGCUGGCCCCCGCGGCCGCCGCCCGGGCGGCGAAGGACGUGGGCGAAGCUUCGGACCAAUGCAGUUUCACCUCACCUGAGGCGUCGCCCAAUUCGGUUUCCUCCUGAAAGCGGUGCCUUAAGGGCGCAGAACGGGCUCCGGCUCCUUGAGAACUCAAACGAGGCCCACGGGCGGCGGGGCGCGUAUACAGCCCGUGUGCCCACUCCCACGCUUUCAACCCCGCUCAUAGCCCGCCCAGCUGGGCCCACCCCACUGGCUGUUGCCGGGUGAGCAGAACUGUCCCAGGAGUCGCGAGGUUGGCUCCCCUUCUUCGCUGGUGAUUUAUGGAGGAAUAUUGACCUCCGAAGGGGCGGCUGGCUGCGCCUUUCCCCUCCCUUCCUGGCAGGACCUGUUUGUCUCAGGGACUUCCCCCCUCCCCCCAACGCUGGGAAUUGCACUUUCAACCAGAAGAAACUUUUGAAAGGAAUUUAAUGAUUUCCAUUAAAAAAUAUGCACAAGGCGCCAGAAAUUCGUUGUUCGGUGUAACUCCCCCUCCCUGUGUCUUUUCUUCCUACAGGACCCCCCCUUUUAAACUUUGUCCAUCUUGGCGUGAGACCCCCCCUGUUUACUGAGAAGGGGUCCAAGCCCUCUCGCCAUCAUUUUGCACUAUUGCGGCGGUUCAAAUGCUCCACUUGGGUCAACUGGAAUUGACCACGUCGGCCAAGCACCGGAGAAGAAUUCAGGGCCAGGACUCUGGAGGGGUAAUUUGGCGAGGGGAGGGAACCCGACCAGGGGCUGGAUUGUUCAGUCAUCGUGUUGGCCUCAAAUGCUAUUUAUUGUGUAUUUGGAUAGCCUUAACUCGCAAGAGGAAGCGGUGUUCCUUUCUCUGAGCCGGAGGGAGGGGGGGAAUUUAACAACGGGAACUACUGUGUCAUUAUUCCCCUCUUCAACAAACUUUCGCAUGGAACAUGAACAGCGCGGAAAGCCCUUGUUUUGGGUUUCGUUUUGCUUUUUGGUUUGUUUUAAGGAGAAAAUUACAUCGAGGCCCCCUCCCCCUCAACCUUAGAAUUUUCCUGGGAAUUUCCCAGGUAUUUUGACAUAAAACUACCUCAUUCUAAUAAAGUUUAAUUUUUCAUAGUCUAGUCCUCGUGAUUGUUAGUGACGUGGGAACGCCUCACGCCCA
Pelodiscus sinensis (Chinese soft-shelled turtle) is the source of this 2105-nucleotide messenger RNA. RefSeq names its product homeobox B1 (gene HOXB1). NCBI's taxonomy places the organism in Eukaryota, Metazoa, Chordata, Testudines, Trionychidae. Gene Ontology annotation, biological process: regulation of transcription by RNA polymerase II. Gene Ontology annotation, molecular function: DNA-binding transcription factor activity, RNA polymerase II-specific; RNA polymerase II cis-regulatory region sequence-specific DNA binding. The record is from RefSeq and is a predicted model, not a curated record. Gene Ontology annotation, cellular component: nucleus.